Messenger RNA from Tachysurus vachellii, 3406 nucleotides. RefSeq names its product alpha-1,6-mannosylglycoprotein 6-beta-N-acetylglucosaminyltransferase B-like. Lineage: Eukaryota; Metazoa; Chordata; Actinopteri; Siluriformes; Bagridae. Gene Ontology annotation, cellular component: Golgi apparatus. Gene Ontology annotation, molecular function: alpha-1,6-mannosylglycoprotein 6-beta-N-acetylglucosaminyltransferase activity. The record is from RefSeq and is a predicted model, not a curated record. The coding region runs from base 517 to 2964 and encodes 815 amino acids. The transcript has 18 exons. Gene Ontology annotation, biological process: protein N-linked glycosylation.
ACAGGGGAACUUCAACGACGCGCAGACCGCAGAGCGCUUCCUUCCGCUGCGCAACGCGACUCUUACCCUCUAACGCACGCGUAUCGUCUGUAACACUGACAAACGUCUCAGCGUCCUGCGGGGUGUUUUGCAUGAGAUUUGGAUUUUGAGGCAAUUCGGACUAAUCACGCAUCUGCGCGGCAAAGUUGGGAGUUUGUUGUUGUUUGUUAAUUUUUCUGUCGCAAUGAAUGGAAAGCGCGAGACGUUGAACGUACGUUGAGCGCGACAAAAAAAAAAAAGGCUCGCGGUUAAAGAAGCUGAGAGCUGAUGGAGAUGAUGCACUGAACCGGGACCGUAAACGCGUUACCUGCCUGCCGGGGUGGUGUUUUUUUCCUGAUUGUUUUGAUUGUUCACUGGGAAAGAGGUGCGUGCGUGCAGCAUGCGUUCCACGCGCACUCUUACCGGAUUCACCGGCGCGGCUCGCGGAUUCGUUACCGGAUUAUUUCAUCUCAGGGUUUGGUGAACCAGCUCGGAAUAAUGGUGAGGAGAUGCCUGCUGAGCAUCAAACCGUUCAGGAUCUUCGUGUUGGGGAUCGGCUUCUUCAGCCUGUGCUUUUUAAUGACCUCUCUGGGAGGCCAGUUCUCGGCCAAACGUCUCACCGACUCUCCAUUCACCGCCCGCACCGAAGUGUUUGGAGGCGUGGAGUCUCGAGGUGUCCUGAGGAAAAUCAGUGACAUGUUGGAGGUCAUCAUGAAGAGGAUGGAGGCUCUGUCGAGGCUGGAGAACGCUAACGACUCACGGCGUCUGGAGGAGCUCAGCUCGGUCAUCAGCAGGAUUCAGCCAGCAGGACUGGUAGAGAGAAUUCAGGCCAUCGCCCAAAACGUGUCGAACAUGGCAGUGCGAGUGGAGCAGAUUCUUCAGAACAGCAUGGCAGCAUCAAGAGUCGUGAGAGAUGGAACGUCGAGUCAGUGUGAAGUUCCCCAAGAUGCGAAAUACCCCGAUUGCGCUAGCAAAGUGGAUUGGAUGAGGGCGCGCUGGACGUCGGAUCCGUGUUACGCCUUUUACGGAGUCGACGGCUCGGAUUGCUCCUUCCUGAUAUACCUGAGUGAGGUGGAGUGGUUCUGCCCCCCACUGGCCUGGAGGAACUACAGCACAACAUCUGCAGUGCAGAAAAACUCAGCUAAGAGACAAGCGGCAUUCCGCACAGAUCUGGGUGCUCUUUUGGAUCAGGUGGGCACAGGUAAAGAGUCUCUGAGCUUUAUGAAGAGGCGGAUCCGCAGGUUGGCGGUACAGUGGGCUACAGCUGCCCAGAGACUCGACCUGAAGCUGCACAGACGAUGGAGGGAACAGAAGAAGAUUCUGGUGCAUGUAGGUUUCCUGACAGAGGAAUCUGGAGACGUUUUCAGUCCCAAGGUUCUGAAAGGCGGACCUUUAGGGGAGAUGGUGCAGUGGGCUGACAUCCUCACGGCUCUCUACGUCCUCGGACACAACCUGAAGAUCUCCGUCUCGGUCAAAGAGCUCCAGGGGUUCCUGGGUGUUCCACCUGGAAGAGGAAGCUGCCCACUGACUGGACCUUUGCCCUUUGACCUCAUCUACACUGACUACCAUGGGUUACAGCAAAUGAAGCAGCACAUGGGGCUUUCCUUAAAGAAACACAAGUGCCAUAUUCGAGUCAUAGACACGUUUGGGACAGAGCCGGCGUAUAACCACGAGGAAUAUGCGACGUUACACGGCUACAGGACCAACUGGGGUUACUGGAACCUGAACACCAGGCAAUACAUGACCAUGUUCCCUCACACCCCAGAUAACUCCUUUAUGGGCUUCGUCUCCGAGGAGCUGAAUGAAACCGAGAAGCACAACAUCCAGCAGAACAAAGUGAAGAACAUGGCCGUCGUCUACGGCAAGGAAGCCAGCAUGUGGAAAAGAUGGUUCUGUAAACCAGAAGCUGUUUAUUUAUCUGCAGAGUUUUGUCUAAACUACAACGGUUUUCUCUUCUUUUUCCUGAAUGCCAUCAUGAUGCAGCUUCAGGGUAAAGAGAAGUUCCUGGAGAUUCUACAUCACUAUAUGGAAGUACAUGGGACGGUGUACUAUGAGACACAGCGCCCCCCUGAGGUCCCUGCAUUUGUUAAAAAUCACGGACUGCUGCCUCAACAGGACCUCCAACAGCUUCUACGCAAGGCUAAGCUCUUUAUUGGAUUCGGUUUUCCUUACGAAGGCCCCGCCCCUUUAGAAGCGAUAGCCAAUGGAUGCAUUUUUCUGCAGCCCAAAUUUCGUCCUCCUCACAGCUCGCUUAAUCAUGAGUUCUUCAGAGGAAAGCCAACGUCCAGAGAGGUCUCCUCUCAGCACCCGUACGCCGAGCAGUACAUCGGCCGACCUCAUGUCAUGACCGUGGACUACAACAACUCGCAGGAGUUUGAAACCGCUGUCCGUGAGAUCAUGAGGAUGAAGGUGGAUCCUUAUCUGCCAUAUGAAUACACCUGUGAGGGAAUGUUGGAGAGAGUGCACACUUACAUCCAGCAUCAGGAUUUUUGCGGGCCGGAGGCUCAGUUCCCCCCCACUAACAUGUCUGUGGUUUGGCCUGGAGGUGUGUUCAUGCGGACGGACGACUCAGGGCUCGUAUCGUGGGCAGUGAACUCGACAGCGCCACCCUCAUGGCCUCCGCUCAGUGCGCUCAGACUCACCGUGUCGGCUGAGGGGCAGUCGUGUGUGGACGCCUGCAGAAGCUCAGACCUGGUGUGUGAACCUGCUUUCUUCCGCUUCGUCAAUAACAAAGAGGCGCUGAGCAAGCUGCAGGUGCAGUGUGAAGUGGUGGAAUUUGAGAUGAAUCACAUUUUUCCGGCCUUUUCCACGACGGCACGUGAGUGUGGCCUACAGAAAGAGCCUCUGCUGUUCAGCUGCGCAGGCUUCGGUGCGAAGUACAGACGUGUCUGUCCUUGUAGGGACUUCCGUAAAGGACAAGUGGCACUGUGUCAGGACUGCUUAUGACGGAUUUCUCAUGAGCUUUGGGAUUUUCCUGAAACCCUGCGUAAUAUUUCACACAAUAGAAGGAGAGUGGAAAUUCCUAACUGAGGCUCCCGGCUAGAUGUCCAUCUCCACCGUCCACUCCAAUAUUCACAGGACAUAAAAAAGUCAUUCCGAUUCCCCUUCAAACAGGAAGUAAUAACCGACCGUACUCCUUGCAUCAUGUGUUUAUUUCCUGAGGUUAAAGCAGAGGAUCAGGCAACCCUGAUAGUUAAGACGUGUCCAUCGUAACAAAGGUCAAAUAAACUCUGCACAACAAAGUGAACAAACUGGAACAUCGAUCUGCAUUAAAUGUGCAGAAGAUUAUUUUUUAAUCAAACUAAAAUAUUUGAAUGUAGACUGUGAAUUUUUAUGACUACACAAGUUUGUGAUGUAACUUAUAUAACUAAUAAAAGAAAGACAUUUA